AUGGCGCGGUCGAAUCUGACCACGACGUUUGAAAGAGAGGUGCUUUCGACUCCUCUUGUUCGCCGCGCGAUUUUCCUUUUUUUUCUAACCACGAAAACAUGUGCGCGUAUACCGCAAACUUAUACGCGGUACUACGAGUAUUUUGCAUCCAAAACCGAGUCUCGGAAAACCGCCGAGAAAAGAGCCCGAGCCAGAAAACGCGUGGCUGCCGUCCCCCCUCGUGCACGUGACGGUUAUAAGCGCGUUGCGAACUCCGCCGCGCGCACGCCCGUCGCGAUGAGCGUUCCGGGGUCGAUGCGACCCGAUACGACUCUCUCUAAGGAUGCCAAGUCCGACGACGUGAGACUGUGGCUGGGCGAGACGUCGGUGGGCAAGAAGCGACCGAGCGCGUCGGCGGUGGACGCGGCGGUGGGCAGCCUUCAAAAAGUCUCCAUCUCCUUCCAGGGCGGCGACGGCACGGGGAAGACCGGCGCGGCCAGCCGCCGGGGCUCGUUGGACAGGAGCGCCGGCGCGCAUCACCCGAACGGCGACGACGUGGACAAGGAGGACAAUACCGACGUCACCGACGACGAGGACGAGGCCGGGUUGUGCACCGACCAGAGGGAGCUCGCGCGGCUGGCGCUGUACUGGAUACUCGGCAAGACGGACCUCAUCCUGGGCGUGGUGCUCCUCGGAGUGGCGAUGUGGGUCCGCGCGAAGAUGCUGCUGAGCGACGACCCGAGGAAGAAGAAGACGGUGGGGGACGAGGAGAACGCGUGGCGAUGGAUGCUGUUCGUCGCGUGCAUCCUGCUCGGCCGAUUCCUCGCGCGUUGGCUCGUCAACACCACCAUAUACGCGCUCGACAGGCUCGCGAGAGACGCGUCGACGGACGGAACCGACGCGUCACCGGCGUCGACCGACCAGCAACGCCGACUGGAACACCACAGGGCGCACGGCGGUCAGGCGACGACGCUGAAAUCCGUGGUGUACUACCUGCACGUCCUGAGGGCGCCGCUCAAGCGGUUGCUUUUGAUGAUCGGGAUCACGGUGUCGUGGGCGACGCUCGUGAGGCCGGUGUUGAGUGGAGGGGUUCACGAGACGACGACAAAGGCUUUCGCCACGGCGUGCCUCGUGCUCUUCGCCGCGCUCAUACACUCGCUCGGCGUGAAGAACCUCACGUCCAGGCUGCACUCGAGCACGUUCUGGGAGCAGCUUCACACCACCGUGCGGCAGGAGAACAUCCUGAAGAAGCUGGCGGGGCCGCCGAUUCGACCUCGUCCGCGGCCGGCGAAGGGCCAGGGAAAGGCGUGGAAGCUGGUGCGGGGGGCGCUGCGUCAGCGGCGGCGGGACCAGGAACGGCUGAAGAAGAAGGACGGGUCGGACAACCUAACCACCCACGAGCGGGGGGGAGGCGUCGCGGGAGGCGUCGCACUCGGCAACGGCGGCAUGCGACGCGGCGCGAGCGAGGGUUCUCUCGCCGCGCUCGCGCAACGAGCGACGCACCGCCGCGACCGCAGCUUGGAUUCGGACGGCGGGGGUUCGGAUUACUCCCCGUUCGACACCGUGCGUUCGGACGUGUCGUGUGAUAACCCGCACGGUGUGAACGGGUCGCACGGGGAGAGGCCCUCGCUCAUGCACGUGCAGUUCACGGACGGCGCCGAGGCUGGCACAGCUGGCGGCGGCGGGGUCGACCUCGCGCCCGUCGCCGAGGGCUCCGACGCCGACGCCGAGCGUAACGCCCGUAACGGCCACCACAACCACGAUCAGUCGUCGAAUGCGUCCUCGGACAACGAACGGGAGGGUUCCAUGUCGGACGGCAGUAACGUCUCCGCGUGGAACGAACCGUCGGGGGCGGAAGCCGCCAAGGCGCUGGGGUCCGCCGAGGUGGGCACCCUCGGCGCCGGAGACGUCCCAAUCGCGAUGGUCAACGCCGCCGCGAGGCACGUCAAGAAGGGCUUGUUCUCGCUCCCCUUUCGCAAGACGACGCGGGCGAUGCAGAAGCUGCGACCGAAACGGAUGGAUUCCGCGGGAAAACCGGGAUCGCCCGGGUACGAGCCUCGAGCGACGCCCGCGAUGCCGCUGUCGCAGGGCGUCCCUUCCGUUUCCCACCCGGGCGGGGGCCAGGGGGACACCGAGACGGAACGCGCCGCGGACGCCGCGGCGGCGAUGAUGUUCAACCACCUUCGCAGGCCCGGUCAGCCGUUCGUCACCCCCGAGGCUGUCGCGGAUUUCGUCGAGGGCGACAAGGUUGAGGAGGCGUUUGCCCUCGUCGGGGGCGCCGACUGCGGCGUCCGAGCGCUGUCCGAAGGCAACGUCGCGAGCGCCAUGCGCAAGAUCUACGCCGAACGCGAGGCUCUCGGCAAGACCCUCUCCGACACGAGCGAUCUGGUGAACAACGUCGGGGUGAUGAUCGGCGCCGUCCUCGCCGUCGUGGUGCUCUUCGUGUCGCUCGGCAUCUUCAACGUAGACGUGGCGGGGAUAUGGGUGCUGGUAUCCUCCGCGGUGCUCGCCACCGCGUUCGUGUUUGGCACCACCGCGGCGACGAUGUUCAGGGCGCUGCUUAUGAUAUUUUACACGAACCCUUUCGGCGUCGGGGACUGGAUCAGGGUCGACGGGGAGAUUCUGCAGGUUCGCGAGCUGGGGCUGAGCUUUUUCGUCGUUGUGAACUUUUGGGGCGAGGUGAUCUUCCUCCCGGUGUCCACCGUGCUGGACGCGAGGAUCUUCAACCUGUCGAGGUCGCCGCCGCUGUGGAUGAACACCACGUUCAACGUCGACAUGGGCGUCACCCAGGCUGACAUCGACCACGUGCAAAACGCGAUGGCGGCGCACAUCGACUCGGACCCGGCCAACUACACCCACGGUUCCUUCACCGUGUACUGCCGCGAGAUGCGCGACCCGCUCAAGUGCCACAUAACCUGCUUCUACCAGCUGGCGUUCAACGCGAGCGAGUUUGAGAAGAAGCUGAGGGCGAACAACAGGUUUUUGGUGGCGCUGCAGGCGGCGCUGAUGGAGCUGCCCAGCGGCGUCAGUUUCGCGGGCACCGACGGUCAGAUUUUCAAGUGCGUGGAGCACACGAGCACGAGGGCGAGAGCCGGGGGACAAAAGUCGGCACCGGGCGGCAAAGGCGGGGUCGGUCGGGCCGGGCUCGGUUCCACGCGGGGAUCCCCGAGGGUCAGCCUCGGCUCGUCGUCGUUUGGGACGGAGCAGCCGUCGGCGUCGAGGGAGACUCCCGCGACGGACCAAUCGGCGCCGUCGUCGGACUACCCGGCGCCCCACUCGGCACCCCACUCGGCACCCCAGUCGGCACCCCAGUCGCUCAACAGGGACGGCGCGUACGCCUCCGGAUACGCUCCGCCGACGACGACGCGGAGGUUCGGUUCGACGACGUCUCGCGCGCGUGUCACUCGCAGGGCGCCGUUCCGGAUCCCCGGGCGGCUCAGGCACUACACCGGGAUGCUCGGGGACAUGAACGAGGUGGUGACGUUCGACGCGUACGACGGGCAGGUUCCUCCGGACUCGGACGAGGAUUGACGCGUGACUCUAGCUAGUGACGGUGAGGCGGCGACGUCUUUGCGUGUCUCAGUGCGUCGAGACGCGCGCGAACCUUCCGUCGACGGGGGCGAUGCGUGUGCGCUCGAUUAACAGCGUUGUUACAGAUUUUAAUACAAGAGAAGUGACACGC
Messenger RNA from Micromonas commoda, 3661 nucleotides. Its product is annotated as small conductance mechanosensitive ion channel family. Gene Ontology annotation, molecular function: mechanosensitive monoatomic ion channel activity. NCBI's taxonomy places the organism in Eukaryota, Viridiplantae, Chlorophyta, Mamiellophyceae, Mamiellales, Mamiellaceae. The transcript has 7 exons. Gene Ontology annotation, biological process: transmembrane transport; monoatomic anion transport. The record is from RefSeq and is a predicted model, not a curated record. The coding region runs from base 1 to 3510 and encodes 1169 amino acids. Gene Ontology annotation, cellular component: plasma membrane.